UGAACUGCAACGGACGUUACCAGUUUUCGCCGUUAUCGUUGUCGUUGUCGCUGUCGCUGUCGGUGACGGUUUUGUUGUUGUCGCUUUCGGAGUUCUCGGUGGGGUCGGAGUUGCAGGCGAGGGUGCUAUGAGCCACCAACAGUUCCAUCACUAUCAUCAUCACGACCAGCUGCAGCAAGUGCAAUCGGAAUCGGUAUUGAAAGGGAACUCCUCUUCCGACUUGGGCUGCGAAAGGAAUCCACAGAAUCUGCAUAAUCCGGGCCACUCCACUACCGCACGCGGCAUCGGCGGCGGUGGGUCAAUGGACCUUCGUAAUCUCUGCCAGCGUCUCGAUGUGGAUCGCCUGAGAGCCAAGCUGCCUUCGCUGCCUUCGCUGCCUUCGCUGCCCUCGCUGCCCUCGCUGCCGCAACUGAAGCUCCCGAAAUCGCUCCCCAAGCUCCGCGGUCGCAAGGUCUUCCGCAGCUCCAGGAGAAACCACAGCAGCAACAGUAACAAGGAUGGGGCCGGGGGAGCAGCAGUCAAAGGAGUCGACGGCGGAGGAAUGUGCACGCUGCCGUUGCCGCUACCACAACAGUCGCAGCAGUUCAUCAACCGCACACCCCAGAGGAUCUCCACCAUCAGCUCGUUGAUGUACGAGGAGCAGCAGCAGGAGGUGGGCACGGGCAUGGGAAUGGGAAUGGGCCAAGGAACAGGACACAGACAGCCAAGCACCUAUCGAAGUGCGGGGAGUCUGGAUGACGAUUAUUAUGCACCGGACAGCGGAGUCGGGGACCGUGCCUCGCGACCCAUUAGCCCCGUUAAGAUUCCGUCAGCCCCAGUGGAAGGUGGAGGCCAGCCCCCGACUCUGACGCAGCGCAUCCAGAGGGGCUACAAGAGCCUCAGCGAGCUUCGGCUGAAGCAUCUGUUCACCAAGCAGACGAUCCUGAGGCGGGACGACAUCGAGGUGGACCGCUACGUGGAGCAGUACGAGGCCGAGCUGCGAUCGGAGCGGCGGGCACUGGCGCGCAGGGAUCGGGAGAUAGCCGACAACUACGACAUUCGAUUCAAGACGCUCGCUAGAUCCGGACAGAACAGUCCCGACCGAGAGGCCGGACAGGCGGAGGAGCGCACGAAGACCCAGAAGCCGCGCAGCGUGGCCGAGCAGAGUGGAGAUGAGAGCGGAAUGGAGGGCACACCACCACUGCCUGCGAGAAGCAGGAAGCCGGGCAUUGCAGCCACGCGAUUCGCCAAGGUCCGACAGCCGCCGCUGCAAAUGGAAGAGCAGGAGGUGCAGCGGGAGCGCGAGGAGCAGCCGGAUCGGGAGGCUUCGCCGCGUCGCAGCAGCUAUAAACAGCUGUUCCAAAAGCUUCCCAGCUUCCCCAACACCCUUCACAGUCUCCAGAAAGGUCGCAGCAAGGAGGAGAAGGGUGCGGGGGAGGCGGCAUCGAGCACACCUCAAACCCCUCCACCGAAGUCGGCUAUCCGCAAAAACAUCAAGAGGCUGCGCAAGUCCAUCAAGCGGCCAGCGAAGCUCAAGGAGAAGCAGCAGCAGCAGCAGAAGGCAGUCGACGAUUCGGACGAAGAGCCGCAGCAAGGGAGGGAGAGCGACAGGGACAAGGAGCCACCAGCCAAGUCCUCUGGCAAUCUGAGAGCCCGCCUCAGUCGAUUUGCCUCCACGGAGCAGCUGCAGGAGCGCUGGCGCAAGAGCUUCAAGACCGCAGCAACCAAAUCGCAGGAGAGCCCCAAAGGGGGAGCAGGUGCGGCGGCAGGAGCAGGAGUGGGAGCAGCGACCGGAAUGGCCAUUGGAGUCCAACUGGAGCGAACCCUCACGAAGCUCAACGAGAAAAUGCAUCAGCUCAAGUUUUUUCCGCGCCAGGGAGGGGCAGCCUCCUCCCCCUCGGAGACAGUCGGGGGGCAGUCCAAGCCGAACACUGUCGGGCAUGAGCCCGUCUUUAUUGACGACGAUGAGGAGCUGGCUGCCACUUACCAUCACAGCGAUAGCGACGAGGACGAAGAGGAGCGUGGCAGCCAGGACAGCGGACACGAUGUCUGUGCUGCGGAGGCAUUUGGGCAGCAGGAGGAUGACAGCGAGGAUGGGGAUGAAGACGAAGAGGAAGAGACACAGAUGGAGCACCCCCUACCAGGAACUGCGUCCGCCCACGCUGCUCGACAAAUGGCGACGCUGGCUGAGCUACAGGCGGAGGCGGCAAAGGGGGGAUGCCCAAACGGAGGACGCUCCUUCGCGGCCUGGAGCAGCGAUUCGCUGGAGGAGAUCCCCGACGAGGACUACCCCCGAGUGCUCAUCCACCAGGAGCACACCGACGACUCCUGCGAGUCCACGCUGAUCAUCGCCGUAGCCACAAAGACCUCGAAGGCAUCAUCGCCGGCCCUUGUCCGGAGCCCGACGCCAACCCCGACCCCGACCCCGACCCCAACCGGCACUACCACCCAGUGGCUGCUCAACGAACCGACGGAGCAGCAGCCGGGAGGGGCGGAAGAGGCUGAAUGCUGGCCUGGUCCCCGGCCCCUGUGCAAGCCUAAGAGCAUUGAUAUCUUCGAGGCCUCGGGGGCCGCGUUCGCCGACUUCGAUGAGGCGCUCCGCAACGCCCCCAUUCUGAGGAUCAGUGCCGGGAGCAGCUGCGAUACGAGCGGCGAGGAGGCGGACGAUAGCAGCUCCAGGGUCACAAGAAUACGGAUUCAGACCUCCCCAAAGAUCGGCAACAGCAGAGAGAGCCUGAUGGCCCAGGAGCGGGAGGACGAGCAAGAGCAGGAGCAGGAGGAGGCGAAGGAUGCGGUGGAGGAGGAGGAAAUGGAGAGGCGUGCUCUGGAGCGUCCCCCGUCCGCCUCGCCUCCACCCCCGCCGCUUCCAAAACGGCGUCCGCCGCAGCGCAGAAUCUUUACUCCGCCACCAGCGCCCAUCUACGAUGCAGUGCCUCCGCCGCUGCCCACCAGCAAGCCCCCGCCCCUGAGCAUGACCAUUCCUCCCAAUCGCGCUGCUUCUCCUGCUGUUCCCGCGUCGCUCCCAGCGGUUUCGUCCCUCCCGCAGAGGAGCCGUGCCUCCAUGACGCGCCCGGCCAAGCCGCUGGUCAAGACCAGCUCUCUGCGGCUCACCUACAACGAACAGGUGCUCCCCGGCGACAUUGGUAAGGUGAACAAGCUGAUCUCCCGAUUCGAGGGCGGCCGCCGGCCUCGCCUCUGUCCACGACGGCUCCACAGCGAGGAGUACGAGCUGACCGCCACCUCAGCCAGUUUCAACUGGGACGAGGAUCAGGAUGAUGCAGCGGAGGAGGAGGAUAAUGGACAGAAGGAGGAGGCAGCAUCUCCCAUUACUCCCACCAAUCGACCAGUAGUCAUACCAGAGAUCGUUACCACGCAGCCGAGCAACAACAACAACAACAACAACAACAGCCACAGGAGGAGGGAGAAGGAGGAGGAGGAGCUCCUGACCAUGGAACUGUCUUUGGAUCGCCAAAACUCCAACUGCAGCCGCUCGGAGUACGGGUCGCCCCUGGCCUAUCCCUACCCCAGCAGGCGCCGCAGCUCGGCGGCCACUGGAGCUCCCCCUUUCACGCUGCCUGCUCCCCAGCAGCAACAGCAGCAGCAGCAGCAGCAGCAGCAACAGAGACAGCAGGCACGACGCAGCCGACGAUCCAUGACCCGCGACGAUGAAAACUUUUACAGCUUCGACAGCGACGAAGAGAAUAGCUACUACUCCAUUAGCCCAUCGGGCAGCAGUCGCUACGUGGUGGAGAUUUGAGCAUACAAGAGAUACCAAUGUACCGUCUAGGGUCCCAUAAGGGAUCACUUAUGGGACUACGCUCCCAUAUCGCUUUCAGUCGCGGGCUAGGCUCGACGGGUGCCUCGAAGUGUGUAUAGCCGGGGGUUACCCCAGCAUCAAUUAAUCCGAUUUAUUUACACAAACAGGAAAUCCUUUUUGCCAGACUGCGAGCUGGAUCUACGACAUGUAUCCUACACCCUACACACGGGUAUAUAUUCAGAUACAUAUAUAUAUGUACAUAUAUAGGAUGUAUGAUAGUGAUGGGAAUAUGAAGGACUAGUUUGCAUCGUACAUAAUCUCCGGAUCGACUGUAGUGCGCGAUUGAUCUGCAAGGGUAUGCACAUCCAUUAAACGUCUACUGGAAUUAAUGGAAGUGCGACCCCUCCGCACGGCAGAAUAUAGUACAUAUAUUUUCCAUAUAAUCGUGCAUAUUAUAUAAUAAGAUGAUCUGUUUUUUUUUUUUUGCUAAUUGUGUAAGCGUUUAUUUGGAUAUAGAUAAAGUAUAACAACGAAUUAAAAAAACCUA
Drosophila persimilis is the source of this 4283-nucleotide messenger RNA. It is a transcript of the gene PIP82, whose product is annotated as actin cytoskeleton-regulatory complex protein PAN1. The coding region runs from base 128 to 3736 and encodes 1202 amino acids. The transcript has 3 exons. The record is from RefSeq and is a predicted model, not a curated record. Lineage: Eukaryota; Metazoa; Arthropoda; Insecta; Diptera; Drosophilidae.